CGAGUGCAUUUGUUUGUGACAUUAGCGGAGUGUGCUGUCACUGUCAUAUGGCAAGCCAAAGCAGCCUCGACUGGUUUAGAGCAGACACGGGUAUUGUAGAUCGUGGCUGUUCACCCUUUUCUCUCCCCUCUGGAGCUCUUGGCUUAAUACCGAGCGAAACUCAGCCUGUCACAGAGCUUUCUCAUCCAGCAUCUUGUCCGUUAAUGGAGUUCCGGCAGGGCAGCGGGGAUUACUGCCACGCCCAACAUCGCAACGCUUGAUCUGGGGUGACUUCGCCCGGACCUGCACCUGAAUGUCCAGAGAAACGCCUUCCCUGCUCUUCUCUCACAGGUCUUUUUGACUGACCACAUCGCCGCGCGCAGAUGGGUUAAUUGGUAUCGUGGCAUCUGGCAUUUAGCGACCAGACACUGCUGGUCCACCCGUCAAAGAGAAAGAGGCAGACUCGUGUUGCAAAAUCCCAGAAAACCAGGAAGCAUUAAUUUUUUUCAUACUGAUUAGUAGUGACUUAUUGCAGAGAAUCCUGCAAAUCCUUCACACCCUUAACUGUGAUACCACAUCUGCUGUAACACUGCCCUGUUUGCCAGAGGAAGUGCAGUACUGUCUGUGGAGCUCUGUGAAUUCUGGACUGGAUCGGGCGAUCCGUUUUCUGUAGAGUUGGAGGGAAACGAGCAUGACCAGGAUGAACCGUCCGGCUCCAGUUGAGGUCUGCUACAAAAACAUGCGCUUCCUGAUCACGCACAACCCAACCAACGCAACCUUAAGCAGCUUUAUUGAGGAUUUGAAGAAGUAUGGGGCAACAACAGUGGUACGUGUGUGUGAAAUAACUUAUGAUAAGACGCCAUUGGAAAAGGAUGGAAUUACAGUCAUGGACUGGGCAUUUGAUGAUGGUGCACCUCCUCCUACUAAGAUUGUGGAAGACUGGUUCAGUCUGCUGAAGAAUAAGUUCUGCGAGGAUCCAGGCUGCUGUGUGGCUGUGCACUGUGUGGCUGGAUUAGGACGGGCUCCGGUCCUGGUUGCUCUGGCACUUAUAGAGAGUGGGAUGAAAUAUGAAGACGCCAUUCAGUUCAUCAGACAGAAACGCCGGGGCGCCAUCAACAGCAAGCAGCUGACCUACCUGGAGAAGUACCGGCCAAAACAGAGACUGCGUUUCAAAGACCCGCACAACCACAAAAGCAAGUGCUGCCUCAUGUGAUCCGCUCUCUCCAGCCGCCACUGAAGGAAACUUUUACUCACAGACUGAAAUUACCAAUCUAGUGCAUUUGAACUCCUGUUACUUUAUGGAGGGGAAUUCAACCCACUUUGGUGUAUAUUUGAGACCCGUUUACCCAGGGUCUUUACCAGCUCAGGGCUGUGAAAGACGAGCCUCUAGAAUUUUGUCUUCACACACACACCCCCAUCAUAAGUGUUUUCACAUAUUUAUAGUGAAUACACCAAAAAUGCUUAUUUUGUCACACACCCGUGCUACCAGCUAUCACACUGUACCAGCAGCACAUAGUCCAAAGAUGAUCAUGGCCGGCCACCUGCUCCUCAGGCAGUGUAAACAACAAUGAGGUGAAAGAUCAAUGUCACUGUAUGCUAUAUUCUUGCUUUUGUAUGAAACUGCUUGACAACCCUGUUCGUGCUCUCUUUCUCUCUCUCUAUCGUAAUUUUGAGGUUUCAGAAUGCUCGUCACUGUGUCGGCCAUCAUUUUAAGUUUUUAAAUUAUCUUUAUUCUACUCUGGGAUUCAAGUGUUGUACCACUCGCUGCAUACUAAGAGACCAGCGGGAGUGACUGAUGUCUGGCUAGAUCAUACAGCACACUUUGAAACGACUUCAGAUUUUUUAAUGUUUUGCUGCUUUCAAAACCCUUAAACCUGCUUUUGGCAUAGAUUUGUGCAUAGCAAUGAGAUAUACUGUAGUGCCCCAGAAUUGCAGCAAUGUACUUAUAGAAAUCCACGAGUGAGCACUGUAGUAUGUACUCUGUAGCCAUGUUUUAAUGUAACAUCACAGCCACAAGAUGGAGUGCUCACACUACAGUCACAGCAUUCUUGAAAAUCAGCUUUUUUAUUUAUUUGUGUUUUUUUGUGCUCACGGAUGGUGGUUUCUCACUUGACAUAGUUGUACUAUGGACACUUUAGACAUGCAGUCUCUAUGAAAUGUAAAGUGUGUGGUUUAAAUACUUUGUCUUGUUCAUAUGAUGAGAAUGGAAAUGAGAUCAAGGGAUCUGGAUGUAUGGACACCAGGACAAGAAGUGUAAAUGAUUCUGAUGGGUCAGACAUUUACAUGCAUCUGAUAGUGUAUCAUGAAUCUGCUUGCCUUUGGAAAAAUGCGUGGCAUCUAAUGCAUAGGACUCUGGGAUAAUGUCACAUUUUCUGCCUUUGAACUCGGAAACGAAUCCGAUUGCUCGAAGUCAGUCAAACAAAUGUUAAAGAAAUGUUCAAUAAAUGUGAAGCUUUGUAUAACUGCAUUUCAGAAAAGAAUGUGAUGUUAAACAAACACCACCACAAUUUACAAUUCAUAUUUUAUUUGACAUUUGUUUAUAUGUAAUUGAUGACAUAUAAUGUAAAUGGAAUUGGCAAUUAUUUAUAUUUGUCAAUUGUAUGUAAAAUUAUUUUAAUUAAAAAACAAUAACGUGUUUCAUAAUACUCAACAAUUCACCCUAUAGUAUGCUGGCAAAUGGGCUUCUCUUCAAACUAUAGACACGGAUAGUAAAACUUGUCAUCUGUCACUAGUUUAGUGGCUGCUUUUGAUAACCUGGAAUAUCAUUGUUUUGACAUAAAAUGAUGGUUUGAAUCAUUCUUAUAAAUCAUCACGUCUUUGAAAACAUCUCCCAUCAAAAUAAAAUAAUCAAAGGAAACAUUUUAAAAUGCAUAUCAUUACCAUAGUACCAAUUUCAGCAAAGCAAAGUUUUUUUCUUCAUGUUUUAUGUGUGAGGCUUUAGAAACUGUACUGUAAAUUUUCACUGCCUUCAUUCACUCAGGGUCUUAAUGACAUCAUCAUCAAUAGGGCUACAGACAUCUGCAUCCAGGAAAUAUUUGGUCUUUUCCUCUUCUCUUUAAGACUUCAUUUUUUCAAUUUUUUUCCUCUUUUAUAAACCUCUUCUGUCCAAAUGGGUUCUCAGAAAUGAUUUCAUUGGAUGCCAGAGCGUUUAAACUGUUUUUAUUUAACAAUGACCCAUUGUUUCCCUGAUCAUAUAUACAGCAGCCGCUUUGAAAUUACUGUGUUAUUGAUAUGAGUUUUAAAACCACAUCACAAACAAGAAUUUAUGUAUAUAUAUUUCUCUUUUAUAAAAUUGAAACGUUUGUUAAAUCUGAAAUGUGGAUUGAUUAAAAAUAUGUAAAUCCGA
Molecule: messenger RNA, 3325 nt
Organism: Triplophysa dalaica
Lineage: Eukaryota; Metazoa; Chordata; Actinopteri; Cypriniformes; Nemacheilidae
Gene: ptp4a3b
Product: protein tyrosine phosphatase 4A3b
Exons: 6
Coding region: 671-1192 (173 amino acids)
Biological process (GO): protein dephosphorylation
Cellular component (GO): nucleus
Molecular function (GO): protein tyrosine phosphatase activity
Source: RefSeq, a predicted model, not a curated record